GCUUCCAGUUGAUCUUCAACAAUUCCGGCAGCAUCAACCUCUACCAGCAAAAUGGAACCCUACUCCGGCCUCUCUUUGAAAGCGGACCUCUGGUCGGGCAGUUUUACCAUAGACUGGUGCUAGAACAUGACGGAGUCCUCCGCCACUACGUGUAUCCUAAGUCUGCUAAUUCAUCCUCGGCGUGGUCUGUACGUGACUUUGAGCCUUCCAACAUAUGCAGCGCUGUUGUAGAACGUCAUACAGGCGGCGGUCCUUGUGGUUUCAACAGUUACUGCUCAAUUAAAGCUGAAGGACGACCGAGCUGCAACUGCCCCUUAAAUUACUACCCAAGGGGUGGUGGCCUUAGUGGUUGCACGCCCGAUUUCAUGCAACAAAGAUGCGACCAUCAACAAGCGCAGGAUGCACAGAGUUUUGGAUUGAUAGAGAUGUACAACAUAGAUUGGCCUGGCGUGGAUUAUACAAAGUUGAGGAACGUCGACAAAGAUACCUGCCGUCAAUCCUGCCUUUCCGAUUGUUUCUGUGCUAUUGCAAUAUAUUAUGACGGAGAUUGUUAUAAGAAGUCUCUGCCCUUCUCCAAUGGGAGGCUGGAUUCUGGUUUUGCCGGAAAGGCCUUGAUAAAGGUCAGGAUGAACAACACUUUGGCAUCGAAUCCCUACACCACUACCUCAGGCGGAGAGAGCAGUAAGAGUAGCGGUUCCACUACUCUUACCAUAACAUUGUCGGUCCUAUUAGGCUGUGCAGGGUUAUUGUUUCUUCUUUCGAGUUUCUUUUUUGUUUUCUACUUGAAACGUAGAAAAACAACAAUUGUGGAACAGAGGAGUCAUGUGCAACCUGCUGUAGUGAGCACGAUAAGUAGCUUCAGCUUCAAAGAGGUAGAAGAAGCUACCAAUGGAUUCGAUGAAGAAUUGGGGAGGGGUGCUUGCUCCAUAGUCUACAGAGGUACUCUGAAAGAUGAUGGAAAAGUUGUUGCCGUCAAGAAGUUGCACAAGAUUUUCGAACAAGCAGAUGAUGAGUUCAAAGCCGAAGUGAGCUCAAUUAGCAGAACCAACCAUAAGAACCUUGUGCAGCUGGUAGGAUAUUGUGAUGAAGGGCAAAACAGAAUAUUGGUGUACGAGUUCAUAACCAACGGAUCUCUAGCCACUUUCCUCUUCCAAAAAUUACCAAGGCCUAACUGGCAUACAAGAGUGCAGAUUGCAUUUGCAAUAGCAAGAGGGAUUUGCUAUCUGCACGAAGACUGCAGCAUGCCCAUCAUACACUGCGACAUCAAGCCUCAGAACGUGCUUCUGAACGAGACAUUCACCCCCAAAAUAGCAGAUUUUGGGCUAUCCAAGCUUCUCAAAGCUGAUCAGACAAGAACCAUCACUGGAAUAAGAGGGACAAAAGGAUAUGUGGCUCCGGAAUGGUUCAGGAACAUGCCUAUAACAGUCAAAGUGGAUGUGUACAGCUUCGGAAUCAUGCUGCUUGAGCUGAUGUGUUGCAGAAGGAGUUAUGAAGCGGAUGUGGAAGACGAGGGAGAAGCGGUUCUUGCUGACUGGGCCUAUGAUUGUUACCAACAAGGGGCAUUAGAUUUGUUGGUGGCGGGCGAUGAGGAGGCGAGGAGUGACAUAAAAACGUUGGAGAUAUAUGUGAAGACAGCCAUAUGGUGCAUUCAAGAAGAUCCAACAUUGAGGCCUCACAUGAAUAUAGUAAUGCAUAUGCUUCAAGGAUCAAUGCAAGUCCCUACUCCUCCAGAUCCUACUGCAUUUAUACACUGA
Messenger RNA from Salvia splendens (bonfire salvia), 1754 nucleotides. Its product is annotated as G-type lectin S-receptor-like serine/threonine-protein kinase LECRK4. Gene Ontology annotation, molecular function: ATP binding; protein kinase activity. Gene Ontology annotation, biological process: protein phosphorylation. The annotation marks the transcript as partial. The transcript has a single exon. Lineage: Eukaryota; Viridiplantae; Streptophyta; Magnoliopsida; Lamiales; Lamiaceae. The record is from RefSeq and is a predicted model, not a curated record.